AUGUCGCCGAACUUGCAGCUGAGCUUCUGGAAGCGGAUGGGGCUAGAAGAAGAGCAUCGCGAUUUAUGUUUAAGAAUAGUGCGGGAUUUGUAUCCAAGAUAUAAAGUAGAAGAGUCUAAGAACCAGGGAUAUUGCAGUUUUACCAUAUUGGUAUCGCCGUCGGGGAAAAGUGUGGCGUCUUCACUGCAUAACUGGGAGGAACCGCUUUCGACAGACAUUGCCGGCCGCAUACGAAUCCGCAAUCUCCCCAGCUUCAUCGUUCAGCUCCGUCCUCCACAGCAUACACUUGACCUCACUCUCACACACGCCGCCGUACAAACAUACGGUCCACUUGCACCCUCUGUUCAGCCCCUCGCCUGCAAUCUACCAUGUCCAUUACACGCCUUCCAACUCGACAAGAUCCCCGGCAUCCCAUUCUCCCACCAGCGACCGCACACUGGCACCCUUAACCCCUCAGCCUACGACAAACAAGCCACCCUCAUCAAGUCUCUCGCCAUCUUCCUCGCAAAAGCAUGGCCGGCACCCUCACCCUCUCAUCCCUCAACAAGUUCAAAUCCAAGUCCUCGGACCAUACGAGCCGACUCCCCACUCGCCGAAACACCGGAAUUCCUCUUAUCCCAGUGCAGCGGCAAUGUCGGCGCUCGCCUCAUCCCUAAGCUCAAGAAGUUGUCUCUCUUGCUACCACACGCAAGCUUGCGCGCCCGAGCAGCGGAUACGCUUGCACAGUUGCUAGAACUUCGAGAUUAUCCGAUUGUCUUAAAUCAUGGCGAUUUAAUUCCCUCGAACAUCAUGCUCGAUCCUGAGACCUGGGCUCUGCAAGGCGUAGUAGACUGGGCAGAGGCAGAGUAUCUUCCCUUUGGAACCUGUUUUUAUGGGCUUGAGCAUUUUCUUGGAUAUCUAGACAUGCAGCCCAUCCCUAACCCCAAUCCCAAUGCCAUCAUCUCAGAUCCCUCCCCUCCAGUCCCAGUCUUCCGAUACUACACCUCCGCGCCCCAGUUACGCAAGCUUUUUUGGGAGACGUUGGUAUCAUACGCGCCAGGUAUCCAGGACCGAAUUAAUGAUGUCAUGUUGGCGAAGGAUGUGGGUGUGUUGCUCUGGUAUGGGUUUGCAUGGGAUGAGGGCGCUAUUGAUCGUGUUGUUAAUGUGGAAGAGGAUAGGGAGGAGAUGGAGUGUUUGAGGGCGUUCUUGGAGGGUGAGGGUGAGGGUGAGGGAGAUGCGUGGCCCGGAGGUGGGGUUUCGGAUAUAUAG
Molecule: messenger RNA, 1248 nt
Organism: Lindgomyces ingoldianus
Lineage: Eukaryota; Fungi; Ascomycota; Dothideomycetes; Pleosporales; Lindgomycetaceae
Exons: 1
Coding region: 1-1248 (415 amino acids)
Source: RefSeq, a predicted model, not a curated record